Durusdinium trenchii is the source of this 5331-nucleotide messenger RNA. NCBI's taxonomy places the organism in Eukaryota, Dinophyceae, Suessiales, Symbiodiniaceae. The record is from the annotation of a GenBank genome assembly.
AUGAAGCGGGAGGCUCCUCGCUCUGAGGACGCCGGGCGUCCUGGAAAGCGAGCUCGCAGCCCUACCGGGGGGCAGCCGGCCACGGGCCGCAUCGUGAACUGGUACCCGCAGAAGGGGUAUGGGUUCAUCCAAUCCAGUAUUUGUCCGAAGGAUGUCUUCUUCCCCAAAAUGGCCCUGCCGCCCGACCUCAAGGAAGUGGAGUUCGAGCGCAUGAAGGGCUUGGAGGUGAGCUUCACCUUCACCGAGCUCGAUGGAAAGCCAAGAGCAGAGGCCAUCUACAUGAGAGGCAGUGCUCCGGUCUUUGACCGUCCUCCACCUCCUCGAGAGCUGCGGGAGAUGCACCCAGGUGACAGACAUGAAGAGCGGCCGCCCAUUCACAAAGGCACUUUGCGGUCAUAUGAUGCCAAGAAGGCACCAGCGGAGAAGCUGCGGCGAGAGUUGGACGCGGAACUCCAAGAGGUGAAUGCCUGGGAGCCGCGACUGGCCUCCUUGACCGAUCACGAGCUGUUGGCGCAGGCCGGUGCUUUGCGCGCGAGGGCACGCGCUGGGGAGACGCUGGAGGAGCUGCUGCCGGAAGCCUUCGCCUUGGUGCGGGAAGGCUCCAAACGAAGUCUGCAGCUGCGACAUUUCGAUGUGCAAAUCUUGGGAGGCAUCACCUUGCAUCGAGGGCAAGUGGCUGAGAUGGCCACGGGUGAAGGGAAGACGUUGGUGGCCAUUCUACCGGCCUUUCUGAAUGCCUUGACGGGACAUGGGGUCCAUGUGGUCACCACCAAUGAUUACCUGGCUCGCCGGGAUGCUGCUUGGGUCGGACAGGUCUUGAGAUUCUUGGGACUGACCGUGGGCGUCAUCCAGGCGGACAUGUCUUCAGCUCAAAAGCGCGAGGCCUACCGCUGCGAUGUGACGUAUGUGACGAAUCAACAGCUGGGCUUUGAUUACCUCCGUGAUCAGCUGGCAUGUGUUCCAGAAGAGUUGAGACAUCGCCAGGAGAAUCCCUUCAACUGUGCCAUCGUGGAUGAAGCAGACUCAGUGCUGAUCGACGAAGGGCGUACGCCCUUGGUGGUGUCCGCGCAAGCAGAGAUCCCCUCGGAGAAGUAUAGCACAGCUCUGGAGGUCGCAUCCAGCUUGGAGAAGGAUAUCCAUUACACGGUGCUGGAGAAGGAGAAGACUUGCAUGCUGACGGAGCAGGGCGAGGAGCUGGCGAGUCGAGCAUUGGAGCGGGAGGAUCUCUUCGAUCCCCAAGACCCCUGGGCACCCUUCAUCGUGAACGCGCUGACGGCCAAGGAGCUCUACCAGCGGGAUCAGCAGUACAUCGUCCGCGAGAACGCGGUGGUGGUGGUGGAUGAGUACACGGGACGCCCUGUGGAUGGGAGAUCCUGGAGUGAUGGGCUGCAACAGGCGAUCGAGGCCAAAGAGAAGGUGGAGAUCCAAAAGGAAGCUAUUGUCUUGGCCUCAAUCUCUUACCAAUGUCUCUUCCGGAUGUACCAGAAGUUGGCUGGUAUGACCGGCACGGCGUCGGCAGAAGCCGAAGAGUUUCAGAGCAUCUAUGGCUUGGAGGUUCGCCCGGUGCCCUGCAACAAGCCAUGCCAGCGCAUGGAUGAGGAGGACGAGAUCUACACCAGCGAGGCGGGCAAGUGGCGUGCCGUCACGGAGGCUGUUUGUGAGGCCUAUGAGUUGAAGCGGCCGGUCUUGGUGGGCACCACCAGCAUUGAGAGCUCCGAGCUCCUGGCCGAACGCUUGCGGGGCGCCUCAGUGCCCUUCUACCUGCUGAACGCCAAGCCAGAGAACGCCGCGCGCGAGGCGGAGGUCAUCGCAGCGGGCGGCCGCCUGGGGGCCGUGACGAUUGCCACCAACAUGGCUGGACGGGGCACGGAUAUCAUCCUGGGCGGUGAUGGAAAGGCGAUGGCAAAGCUGCACUUGGAGGCAGCAUUGUGCAAAGCCUUUGGCGAGGAACAAGAAAGGCCCCUGGAGUUGUGCCUCCCACUGCCUCAUGCCUUAGCACAAGAGAUGGCAGAUGCCGCCGCGAUGCUGGCUGCCAAUGCUCCUGAAGACUAUCGGUGGUCACUUGCAGAAGCAGCUAUUUGUGAUGGUAUCCAAGAUGAGGUCUCAUCGAAGGCCUUCCAGGCUUCCCUGAACUCCUUGAAGGAGGUCUACCAGAGGGCCUGUGAGGACCUCUCCCUCCGCUGCAGUGCCGAAGGCGAGACAGCAAAGGCUUUGGGGGGCUUGCGCGUGCUGGGCACCGAGCGGCAACACGCGCAACGCAUCGACCAGCAGCUUCGGGGCCGUGCGGGGCGACAAGGUGACCCUGGAAGCUCUCGCUUCUACUUGAGCCUUACCGACAAGGUCUUUCGCGUCUUCGGAGGUGAUAGCAUCCGGCUUCUGACCGCCGAUAUGGGUGGUGCAGACGAUGUCCCGAUCGUGUCGCCCUUGGUGUCUGGAGCGGUCAAUGAGGCACAGGCACAGGUGCAGAGCUUCUUCUUCGGCAUUCGAAAGGAUGUCUUCAAAUAUGAUGAGGUGCUGGACCAGCAGCGGCGGGUGAUCUACUCCGUGCGGCGGAAGGCGUUGCUAGACAGCGAUGAGGAGGUGCUGGGCUCCUUGAAGAGCUUCUGCGAGGAGACCAUGGUGGAGCUCGUCGACCAGAUGGUGAAUGUGGAUGAGCCUUUGGAUGCUUGGCCUUUGGAGCGCUUAGCCUUCAAACUCUCCGCCGUCUUCGUGAACUCCUGGGCGACCACCGCCGCCGAGCUCCGCGCGGUGGCCGAGGGCGGCGGAACGACGGGCGCGGCGCGGGCGAAGCAGUUGGGGGAGUGGAUGCAGCAGAAGGCCCUGGAGGCGAUGGAACAGAAGGCUGAGCUGAUUGACGAGGAUGCGCCUGAACUAAGUAAGGCAGUCUAUCGACAGGUGUUUUUGAUGCAGAUUGACAACUACUGGCGAAAGCAUUUGAAGUACAUGAACUUCUUGAGGACCUAUUCAAAGUUUCGAAGCUAUGGUCAGAAAGAUCCCUUGGUGGAGUACAAGCUUGAGGCUUACAAAGCCUUCCAGGUGAUGAUGGGUAAGAUCCGACGGGACACCAUGUACUACCUCUUCACCUUCAUGCCCAGACCGCUCCACCGAGUGCAGCUGGAAGCGACGGAAGCGACCAAAGCUACUGAGCACCCAGAUGGUCCAGGUCCGGUGGUGCCCGGCGCACCAGCUGCGGCCGAGGCAGAGCAACUCCGAGCUUUUUUGGAAGGUCUGGACCGCCCGGUGGCAUCCCUUCGUUCUCCACGGCUCCAGCGUUUAGAGUGUCUCGCGUGCCUGGUGCACGACAGCGGGAGUAGUGGGGCUGAGCUGGUGAGGUGGCUCCGCGGUGAAGGCUUUGAGGUCUGGGAAGACGCCUUCGCGAAGGACGGGCCGGGGCUCGUGGGCGGAGCGGUGGAGUUCUUGGCCCGCAGGAGCGAGCUCCCGCCGGAGUUGGACGGCAUCGAGCCGCGCCGCGACCAGGUUGUUGACCGCCGUGUGGACUUUGAGGUCAAGACCAUGGACAACGGAAAGCUCCGAGCCCAGCGCUUGCGCUUCCUGACCGGCCCGGGCGGCCCGGGCGGCGGCCCUGGCCCGCACCGAGGGGUGAUCCCCGCGGGGGGAGGGAUGCCGCGGCGUGACGUGCAUGCGGCGCCGCAUGCACAUGGACCUGGAGGCCGAAAUAGCCUCAGCCAGGGACGUAUACGGAGCUUUUACCCCUCCAAGGGCUAUGGCUUCAUCGAAGCUGCGGGUCAAGCGGAUCUCUUCUUCUUGCCCAGCUCGUUGCCACAGGAGAUGCUAGACUCAAAACAGCCCUUGGAAGGAUUAGAGAUUACCUUCGAGCCCUACACCAAUGAGGAGGGCAAGCCACGGGCUCGAAACAUCCAGCCAGCCAGGAUGUUGCCUCCUCCGCCCCGGGUCAGUGCCCCAGUGCAUACCCGAGCCCCACCGGCACAACAUAUGGUACCAAUGACCAUGCCACCCCCUCUACUUCCCGGCCCUCCACCGCCGAUUCCCAUGGCUCCGCCCGUGCCACAUCGUCCUCCGGCCGAGCCCAGAGUGAUGGUGGGCACUGUGCAUGCCUAUGACAUUGGCAAGGGCUUCGGCUUCAUGCGGGCAGAUGGCAUCGCAGGGGACGUUUUCUUUGCCAGGGCGGAGCUUCCAAUUGAGCUGCGGGAGGAGGAGAAGGACCAGGUCAUGGGGAAACACAUGGAAUUCGAGCUGAAAACCAUGCCGGAUGGCAAGCUCCGGGCGAAGAAGCUGCUGGCGCUGAGACGCAUAGGUGGCCACCCACGAGCACGGGGCAGGGUCAUCAAGUACCAUCAGGACAAGGGCUAUGGAUUUAUAGACUGCGGCUGGGCUGACAAUGUCUUCUUCAUGCGGAGCUCUUUGCCCAAGGACCUUAACAACGCUUCUUUGGAGGAGCUUCAGCAAUUUGAGGUAUCCUUUGAGGUGUCUUCCAAAGAGCCUGGCAAACCGAGAGCCUCCAAUUUGGAGAUCUUGGGGCGGGAGAAGGUGGCCGAGGUCAACGCUCCACGGAAUUCGUUCCAGGGCGGCGAGAUCCUGGAUGGAGAGAUCGUGAACUUCGAUCCGCUCAAGGGCUUCGGCUUCAUCCGGGUCCGAGACCACAAUGAGGAUGUCUAUUUUGUGAAGCCAGAGCUGCCUUCAGAGCUGGCUUCUGCCGAACGGAAGGAGGAGGUGAUCGGAGAGAGGGUGGAGUUCGAGGUGCUGGUGAAGCCUGACGGCAAGAUACGUGCGCAGGACAUGCGUCUCCUGGGAUCUGCAGGCAAGGAUGAGCCCGAGUCUGACCUGGACGACGACCUCGUGCAGGAGAUGGAAGACUUCUUGGUGGAGCACGGAAAUCGUCAGAACUACGGGAAUUUCACCAACCGCUUCCCACGGGUGAAGAAGACGAAGAUCCAAAAGCAUUUUCACAUCACCGACGGAGAUGGCCGGCAAUUCGUGGAGCUGCCACCGGAUCACCCUCGCCGCAUCGAGGAAGCUGCACAGCGCCCUGAAGACGAGGACAUGCGGGAAGAGCCAAAGGAGGAGCCCAAGGAGGAACCACGGGAGGAUGCGCGAGAGAACGAGGAUUAUCUCGACGACUUCCCGGAGCCGCUCGAAGAGGCUCGGGAGGUGAACGAAGAGGAUGUCGACCCCAAUGAGCCAGCCAUUCCCCUGGGCAAAGGGUUGCAUCCUUUGGGCGUGAUCCGGGACUACGAUGCCAAGAAGGGCUAUGGCUUUAUCCGCUGUAAGGGCUUAGCUGAGGAGCCUUCUUGGGUGAGUGUGAGUGUGGGAAAGGUGGCUUCCGGCGGAUCCAGAUUGGUGGAAGCGUGA